AUGAAGGGUGUGACGAGGUUUGGGAAAAAGGGCAAGUUGAGUCCAAGGUACAAUGGGUUGUUUGAGAUUGUCCAGCGUAUUGGUGAGGCAACUUAUGAGUUGGCUUCGACACCCACUCUAUCAGGUGUUCAUCCCGUAUUUCAUAUUUCGAUGCUCAAGAAGUACCAUUUGGACAGUUCUCAUGUGAUUCAGUGGGAUUCAGUGUUACUUGAUCAAAAUCUGACCUUUGAGGAAGAGUCGGUUGCUAUUCUAGACAGGCAGAUUUGGAAGUUGAGGUCCAAAGAAAUAGCUUAUGUGAACGUUCAAUGGAAGCAUCGUCCGAUCAAGGAGGCUACUUGGGAGGCUGAGUUGGACAUGCGGAGUAGAUACCCCCACCUAGUCAUCGAGACAGUGCAGAUACAGAUUCGUGCUCCAGCUCGAUACUUCAUGGUUGAUCCCGAGGUGGUUAAAUUCUAG
Molecule: messenger RNA, 456 nt
Organism: Lycium ferocissimum
Lineage: Eukaryota; Viridiplantae; Streptophyta; Magnoliopsida; Solanales; Solanaceae
Exons: 2
Coding region: 1-456 (151 amino acids)
Source: RefSeq, a predicted model, not a curated record